Molecule: messenger RNA, 309 nt
Organism: Sclerotinia borealis F-4128
Lineage: Eukaryota; Fungi; Ascomycota; Leotiomycetes; Helotiales; Sclerotiniaceae
Source: the annotation of a GenBank genome assembly
AUGCCAAAGGAAAAGGCUCCCAAGCGCGCUACCAAGGCCAAGACUGAGAAGAAGAAGAAGGAUCCUAACGCACCAAAGCGUGGACUUUCUGCCUACAUGUUCUUUGCCAAUGAGCAACGUGACAAUGUUCGUGAGGAGAAUCCCGGAAUCACUUUCGGUCAGGUCGGAAAGGUUCUCGGUGAGCGCUGGAAGGCUUUGAAUGAGAAGCAAAGAAUCCCUUACGAGGAGUCUGCUGCCAGGGAUAAGAAACGUUAUGAAGAGGAGAAAGCCAUCUAUAACGCCGAUGCCGAAGAGGAAGAAUCUUCUUAA